AUGAAGAUGACAGAUUCAAUACAAUCCCGCUCACAUACACGUUCGCGAUCUCAUGUUCUUUCCACUGGGUCAGUUGCAGUUGAUGAUGAUGAUUCUUCACACUCAUGCUCUGCCAGUGGACAUCCUCCUGAAGCCUUUGAAAGCUCCAUUGUUGAAACACCCUCUCAAUUCGAAGCUCGUUUGAAUACAGCUUCUGACACGCUUGAUGAAGCUGGUUCUCUUGAUGAGAAUAUUGGACACUCAGAUGUCUACCGUUCGGGCGGGGCAAUAUCAGACCAACAGAUGGAACAUCUCAAGAUGACAUUUGAGAUAGAGAAGAAGAGGCGUAGAGUUCUAGAACUCGAACUACAACUGGAAAAACUCCGUCAACAGAGAUUCUCUACGGAUCAAUCACAGAAUGUCAACAAUCAUUCUGUCACCACCUCAACAGCUACAACAGCUACAACGCACAACCUGAAGGUUCUACUCAAUGCGGCUGCGGCGAUUCCUUCAGCGACACCAGGCCUACUGACUGCGGCCCGUCAAGAGACUGCAGUGAUUCCUGAUUCAUCAAUUGAUGAUCUGUUCAUUGAUGAGGAAAUCCAAUCUGAGUGUCCAUUAUUUCUCAUACUCACUAAUAAUUGGUGGAUUGACUAUGAUAUCUCCGCGAGAAUACCUACCUUUUUAGUGCAGAAUACACUGAACUCCCCAGAACCCACAGUUGAAUCUGAUGAUUCUCUGACAUCUACAAGGAAUAUCACUACAGUGAGGGAAGCUUCAGUGAGAGACAGUCUUGAAGACCUACUCACCGAUCCCGAGAUUGCUGCACUUCCAAUCCUGAAAAACCUCACACACGUCAAAGCUUCCAUGGAAUGA
Blastomyces dermatitidis ER-3 is the source of this 855-nucleotide messenger RNA. RefSeq lists its product as uncharacterized. Bases 1 to 855 code for a protein of 284 amino acids. The transcript is spliced from 2 exons. Lineage: Eukaryota; Fungi; Ascomycota; Eurotiomycetes; Onygenales; Ajellomycetaceae. The record is from RefSeq and is a predicted model, not a curated record.